Saprolegnia diclina VS20 is the source of this 1755-nucleotide messenger RNA. RefSeq lists its product as hypothetical. The transcript is spliced from 2 exons. NCBI's taxonomy places the organism in Eukaryota, Oomycota, Saprolegniomycetes, Saprolegniales, Saprolegniaceae. Bases 120 to 1640 code for a protein of 506 amino acids. Gene Ontology annotation, molecular function: protein binding. The record is from RefSeq and is a predicted model, not a curated record.
CAUAGUGUAGUCGCACGUUAUUGCGCUAGAACCAGCGUCAAGUCGACUGCAGAGAGGUCUAGUAGCAUCGUCAAGGAUCGACGACGCUCGGUUGUUGCGAUCUUCGUGAAAUACCGGAUAUGAUCUAUGUAUCCGGACGACGACGAUCUCGUUUGCAACGUGGCAACCAAGAUUUCGCCAUGCAGCAGGAGCUCGAGGCCGCGCACGAUGGGCUCUUCCUCGCCGCUGAGCAUGGCCGCGCCGACGUCCUCAAGGCGCUCCUCGACCACGGCAAGGACGUCUUGAAGCUCGACGCGAUCCGCAACGCCGAGGGCCUCACGCCUUUGCACGUCGCCGUCGUGCAUCAAAAGACGGACGCGGUCCGCGCACUGCUCUCAGCCGGCUUUGCCGCUGACGCUGCCGCGAUCCCUAGCAAGAAGCCGUCCAAGUACACGCACAAGACAGCGUACGAGAUCGCGCUCGGGCAGCUACCACAUCGUGCGAUGGUUCAAGUCUUUGGGCAGUACAUUGUGCAGCACGUUGCGAUGAACGACGUGCCCAAGGUUGAGGAGCUCUUGCGGGCCGGCAUCGACGGCGCAACGGCCACUGACGGCCCACCGCACGAGAACACGCUGCUGCACUGGGCCGCCUCGAGCAACGCCGUCGACGUCCUUUCUCUGCUCUUGCGCAAGUACGGGCGGUCGCCUGUCUUGAACCAGCAAAACGCCGAUGGCGCGACGGCGCUUCACGAGGCGUGCCACGUCAACUCGGCCGAGUGCGUCCAGCUCCUCGUGGACUUUGGCGCCGACCUGAGCCUCGUCGGAACCCGGGGCUACGUCAAGGGCAAGGCCCCAGUCGAAGUUGCGUCCAAGAAGGAGAUCACGCGCAUCAUUGCCAAAGGCAAAAUCACCAAGCGACCUGCCAACGACGUUGCGAACACGGAGAAGCAAGACGCAGAGGACCGCGACGUCGUCAUGACUGCGCUCGCUACGAGUCCGCGGGCCCGCGCCCCAACGAUAUCUGUGGUCGUGCCCACGACGCCGACCUUCGCCGCCUCCGCGCCAAGCACGUUGCCGCACGACAGCCACGUGCGCCACCAGCUCGAGGAGAAGGACGCACUUAUUGCGCAACUCAAAGAGUCGAUGGAGGCGCUCGUCACCGACGUCAACGACCGGAAUCUCCUCGGCGAGCACGAGGCCGUCCUCGACUACAUCCGCAAGCUGCGCGCCGAGAAGGCUCUUGUCGAGCGACGUCUCUAUGACGCCGAAGAGCACAUUGUCGUGCAGGAGGAGCAGAUGAUGGGGCUGAAGGCGCAGAUCCGCUCGGACAAGGACACGAUCGAGACGCUGCGGAAGCGCGUGACCGAGCUCGAGGCGGGCGCGACACCGUCAAGGCCACUUGUCGUAGCCGAAGCACCUGCGUUUGGACCCGGCAGCGCCACGCUGGGGCGUCCGCCGACGAGCCACCGCGGUCCGAUCGUGCUUCGAGACCCGCCGCCGCAGCCCGCGAUCGCAGAUGUGUUCGACUACGCCAGCGUCCGCGCCAAGGCCAUGGCCGAGCCAGAGAGCUUCUGGCACGCGCUGCUCCAGUUCCUCUGGCCGUUUGGCAACACGGCAGCAGACGAGCCGCGACCGGGCGACGAGGUCUUCAUGACCGUCUAGUUUCACGCAAAAACCGCGUCCUGCGCGUAAUUUAUUGGUGGCGUCAUUUUGUAUGUGUCAGUGGCGUGCAAUUAGCUGCCGGAUAAUCCCAUAGUAUUGCCUGCCAUUUGUGAAA